AUGAAUUACGACCGAAUUCGGCCAGUGCGUUACCUGACGGGAAUUCUGGAAUGGUGGCGUCUGUGGCCCAAGAAGGGAUCGAUUCCUCGGCCGAAUUGGACCAACUGGCGGGGAUAUCUUCUGCACAUUCCCUUCACCAUGCUUUUUAUGGUGCUUUUGUGGGUGGAGGCCAUGAUGAGCAGGGAUAUACAUCAUACAGCCGAUGUCCUGCUGAUCGGCCUGACCACCACAGCUUUGGGGGCCAAAAUGCUGAACAACUGGAAAUAUGCCCAUGUGGCCCAGGGGAUUUUGAACGAAUGGAGCACCUCGGAUCUGUUUGAGUUGAAGAGCAAACAGGAAGUGGACAUGUGGAAGUUCGAGCACCGCAGAUACAGCCGCGUCUUCAUUUUCUACGUGAUGUGCAGUGCCGGUGUGAUACCCUUCAUUGUGAUCCAACCGCUGUUCGAUAUUCCCAAUCGGUUGCCCUUUUGGAUGUGGAUACCCUUCGAUUGGCAUCAGCCGAAUCUGUUUUGGUAUCCCUUCAUUUAUGAGGCCAUCACCAUUCCCAUUGUCUGCAUUUGCAACAUAACCAUGGAUGGUGUUAAUUGGUAUAUGAUGCUGCACCUAUCGCUCUGCUUGCGAAUGUUGGGUCAGCGAUUGAGUAGCCUUCGGCAUGACGAUAGGAAGCUAAGGGAGAAGUUCCUGGAACUGGUGCAUGUGCAUCGCAGGCUAAAAAGACAGGCUCUGGACAUUGAGGACUUUAUUUCGAAGAGCACUUUCACCCAAAUUCUGGUCAGUUCCUUGAUUAUUUGCUUCACCAUAUACAGUAUGCAGAUGAGUCCCGUCAUGCAGGAUCUACCAGGAUUUGCUGCCAUGAUCCAGUACUUACUGGCCAUGAUCAUGCAAAUUAUGCUGCCCAGCAUUUAUGGUAAUGCUGUCAUCGAUUCUGCAAAUAUGUUGACCGAUUGUAUGUAUAAUUCCGAUUGGCCGGAUAUGAAUCCUCGGAUCCGCCGACUCAUCCUUAUGUUUAUGGUCUACCUAAAUCGACCCAUGACCUUAAAAGCCGGUGGCUUUUUUCAUGUUGGCUUGCCUCUGUUUACCAAGACCAUGAACCAAGCCUACAGCCUGCUGGCCUUGCUGCUCAACAUGAACCAAUAG
Molecule: messenger RNA, 1137 nt
Organism: Drosophila biarmipes
Lineage: Eukaryota; Metazoa; Arthropoda; Insecta; Diptera; Drosophilidae
Gene: Or71a
Product: putative odorant receptor 71a
Exons: 3
Coding region: 1-1137 (378 amino acids)
Biological process (GO): detection of chemical stimulus involved in sensory perception of smell; sensory perception of smell
Cellular component (GO): plasma membrane
Molecular function (GO): odorant binding; olfactory receptor activity
Source: RefSeq, a predicted model, not a curated record